Molecule: messenger RNA, 7469 nt
Organism: Chara braunii
Lineage: Eukaryota; Viridiplantae; Streptophyta; Charophyceae; Charales; Characeae
Source: the annotation of a GenBank genome assembly
UGGUUCAUCAUCAUGAAGUCCAGCAGGAUACCGAUGGGGCCCCCUUCCUACCCUGUCCUAGGGGCGGACAUGGUCAACAGCACGACCAACAACAAAGGCAAACAAGCGAACGUUCGCAUGAACUAUCGCAUCAAGUCGUCCACGAACGAGGCCGGCGCAGCAAGCUUCUCGAUCUACUCUUACGUGGAUGACGUGGAGCACAAGCGCCAUCGGCGUAAUCCGUUUCAUGAGAAAUACGUGAGCUUGGCGCUAUCUCCGUUUGAUCUGCCGUCGACGGCCGCGUGCCACAAGACGGAUGGCAGCCACGUGGAGGGUACUAAUCGUCAUGAUGACGUGGCUGUUAAUCACGUCGCCACUCGUGACGAUGUGGAAGAAGCUGCCACGAACGUUCACGUCCGAGUGGAACUGAUCAAAUCCAUGAGAGACAAUCUACUUAAGACGACGGCAGAGGCUGUGAAGCUCUUGCGGAGGGAGGAUACGGCCAGUGCCAGACGGUUAACGCCAGCGGGCUCAAAAGCUGCUGCUGCUGCUGCUGCUGCUGCAGCGAAAGUCACGUGUCAGAGGGAUCGCGUCAGGGGUUCGAUCUCCGGGCAGCCUGAUAGUACUAGUAGUGUUAAUCGGCAAGCUAGCGACAGUAAGGAGGUGAAACCGGACCACGUGGCAGCUGGUGCUGUUGCUCCAGUUGCUUCUGCUGCGGCCACCGUACACGUCAGAUCCCAUGUGAUUAAGAAUGAAGAUAACGGAUUGAAUGAGAUGAAGGAGGGAGGGGGGAAGGAGGUGGGGGAGGAGGAGGAGGAGGGGAAGAAUGCACUAAAUGGCAUUCAUGAAGAUGACAAGGGGAGGGGCAAUGAAUGCGGAGGAGGAGGGGGGGUUGAAGAGGGGGCAGGGCAAUUCCUAUGUUGGACGAGUUACAGAAAGUUCUGUGAAACGUUCGGCGAACAUUCGAAUGUAUGCAAAGUGGAUAAGCUGCCUAAGAAUAACUUGGCGUCGAUCACGGCUUCGUCGAAUCGGAUGAAAAAAGGCUCGCUUGAUGGCCCUCUUGGGAGGGCGGGAAAGGAUCUGACAGAUACCGCUGACCUGAUUCAGACACCAGGGACUUCUGUUGGAGGCGGAGAAAAGGACAAAAUCACAGCAGCUGCUGCUGAAGACAAGAACGGAAUCUCUGAGAACAGAAGUGAGUCAGAACCAGGGGGGAGUGCUGCAGGAGGUGGGUCGGCUCCGGGGGUAGUGGCGGCACUUUUUGGGGGCGACGACACAGUUUUGAGGGUGCUAGAUGAGAUCGAAGCUGCUGCUGCCAAUCAUAACUUCAGGAAGAGAGAGCAUCUUUGCUUCGUUGCAGAGAGGGAGAUGUCCGUCCACGUGGAUGACGUCUUGGAUAAUUGGUUUGGCGGGAGAGGGGGAAACGACAACUCAUCAUACGGCGUGGUGAGCUGCGCGCCGUCUUCUUCUUAUCCCAUUGAAUUUCCCCGGGUCAACUUUUCUGAUGACGUCAUCGACAUAUCUUCAUACAAGAAGAGCAUACUGCCAGUGCAGAGGGAAAUAGUGCUCGGAAAUGACGCGAGAACGGCUGCUGCCGCCGCUUCGUCUCAGGCGCAGGAUUCGCCUGACGACGAACUGGAUUAUGCAUCGCAGAAAACGACAAACGAGGAUAAGGAAAUGGAUAAGGAGGAGAAUUCCCGGGGCAUCCGACCAGCCGCCGGCAGGGCAUUGUCGAUAUUUGACCUCUGCGAUAACGCGUACGAUCAGUUCGAUGAUUACCAUGCUGGCUACCCUGAAGAGGAGGAGGAGGAGGAGAAAGAGGAGGAGAAAGAGGAGGAGGAGGAGAGAGAGGAGGAGGAGAAAGAAGGGGAGGAGGCGGCAGAGGGGGAAUUUGGAAGAGCUGGGACUGCGCGCGUACAGAUGCGCGAUGGAGUGGAUGACUCGACGACAAGGCAAGCGGCUGAAGAUGUGGGCUUGUCGGAACUGCCAAGACUCCGACUUUCCAAAUUAGGAAAAAACACUAUGCCGAGAAUGGAAAACGACGAGUUCGAUGAACGACGGCGGUCGGCGGCGGUGAGUCCAUCUCUCCGAUCGAAGUUUCACGAAGUUGAAGGGUGUGACAAGGGGGGCGCCGCGGUCGCCGACCACUUACGCGGCGCCAGCGAUGCCGAGGUCGCCGACCACUUAGGCGGCCCCGGCGAUGGCGAUGCCGGGGUCGCCGACCAUUCUUCGAAAAUACGCAGAGUGCUCAGCAAGUUCAGAAACCCCUCUGGAGCUGGUGUACUUGAAGGCGAAGCUGUCGGCUAUGGCGGUCCUAUCUGUGAGGUGAUUGUGGACGACGAUAGCCAUCAUGUUCAUGAUGGAAGUGGUCAGCUUGAGAGAAACGACUUGCUGCCGAGAGGACAACGUGCUGCAUCGCUCAGCCAAUUGGAUAACAGAGCCGAUUCUUCAAUGAGAGGGUGUCAUCAUGAUGACGAUGGAAGCCGAAACGUCAAGAUCGAAUUCCCGCCGCCAUCAUCAUCAACGAACGAAGAAGGGAAUGAGAAGAUCUGUCAAUUGUCAAAACUGGUAAGAUUAAACCAAAGAGGAGGAGGAAGAGGAGAAGGAGGAGGAGAAGGAGGAGGAGGGGGUGGGGUUGGUAGCUCUCCUAUGGUUCCACGACGGAACGAAGACAUUGAUGGUACGUCAGCAGAUUGCCGUUCAACGGCAAUACCGAUGGACGUCGAAAACAAGUACUCGAAUUAUCUUGAUACAGACACAGGAAGUCCAUUGGAAGGGUUGAUGGCGGCUGCGAAAGCAACAGCAGGAAGAGGAGGUGGAGGAGAAGGGAGGGAGGGGAAAGGAGGAAAAGGAAGAGGAGGCGGAGGAGGAGGAGGAGAAGAAAAGGGGGGAAGGGGACAUAUUACCAGGGUAGAGGAUGCGAUCGCUUCGACGGUGAAAGGUGCAGAUUGUGACAACGAUGACGUGGAGGAGUUUGAAGAGAUAAACGUUUCUGGUCAUCAGGCACAUGGCGGUGGGGUUUGGAAGAGCAGCAAAAGAUGGACGACGAGGACAUCGAGGAAGCAAUCACAAGAAACCGAUCAUCCAUGUAGUAGUUCCUUAAUUAGUUCUCGAAGAAGACCGUCGUCGAGGGGAUCUGAGGACGAAGACGACAGCAACCGAAUCGACGAUAUCGAGGAGGUUGAUUGCAUGGCAGUGAGCGAGAGCAGCGAAGAAGAGAACCACGAAGACGGAAAAGUCCUCGUUGGUACACCUCGAUCCCAUAAGGACAACUCCUCUUUCGGGAAAGGAAGAGGAGGAGAAGGAGGAGGAAUCUCUCUGCUGAAACAAAGGUACCGGGGAAAGCACUCUUCUUCCCAUCAUCCGGAACAAGCUCAGGCCAUGGCCAUGGAUAUCGACGACAUCAGCGAAGAACGUCACUGGUGCGUCAACGUUAAUGGCACCGAUCACGAGAGGAAUGAAGCGGCAGCUAUGUCUUCUUCGCCGCAUCACUCUCUUGGUCAAAGGUUAUUAACGACACAGGGAGAUCUACCACCUCCUCCUCCUCCUCCUCCUCCUCCUCCUCCUGCUUGCACGGUGAGUGGGAAUGCUGCGAUCACAGGAGUCAUGGCAGCAGAUCCAUUCCAGGCGGUCUCUGCCCGUCUGUCCAGUCAGUUUGACCGCCAGAUUGCUGCCCCCCUUGAUAAUCAUCCGGUCACACCUGCCGUCCAGAUGCACGGAAGUGACGGAACCUCUUCGAAGGACUCUGAUCAUAAUGUGGAGGAAGAGGAGGAGGAGAAGGAGGAGGAGGAGGAGGAGGUCAAGACUAAGCGACACGUGUCACCGUCUGGUAAUCCGAGCCUCCAUGAGGGAUCAUUGAAUUCCGCAGGAGGAGGAGGAGGAGGAGGAGGAGGAGGAGGAGGAGGAGGAGGAGGACGCCAGCAGGAAGAGCCGGCGCUCACUAUGACGAUGACUCGAAUGAUGAAUAUGUGGGACUCCUCCUCCUCCUCCUCCUUUUCCUCCUUUCGUGUCUCGUUCAGUGAUGCUGACAUCGAUGACGCGAGCGCGAAUCUGAAAAUGGAAACAGUCGGACGGGGGGCAAAGAAGCAAUUCCGCCUGGUCAAAGAUUUUGAACAGCUUUUGCACCCUCUCGGGAGGGGUUCUUACAAAGUUUCGAAGGAUCAUGUUUGUGAUUGCUACGCCCCUCGGCCGUGCGAUCGGCGGUUAGGGGUCUUAGGACAUGAUCAUUUGCACGGGAAGCCUUCUUUGGGAGAACCUGAUGGGAAUAGACGAACAUGGAGGGGGUCUUUAGGACUCGCGGCCGGUCAAAGUUUCUCAGAUAUGAGACCCUCGGAGAGCCCAAGGUCCACGCUUUUUGGUUGCUGUGGGGAAGAGCAUUUAGUGCUACGACCCCAUCAUUCGAUCCAAGUGUCCCCUACCAUGUUCCAGGCUGCCCUAUCAAGAUCCAUAGACGAUCUGGUGGAAUAUCGACGGCUGCUACUCGAGGAUCCUCUCAAGAUUCCCGGCACGGUAACUGACUUCGACCUUGCUCAGUUUUGCGAUGACGACAACAACAACCUGCGUGCUGAGCACAAAACCUGUGAGGAGGAGGAGGAGGAGGAGGAGGAGGAGAUACCCCUCCGCCGGUCAAAGGAUGGCAGGGAAAUGCCGACGGCAGCCGGUCAGUCCGCUAGGGGGAGCAAUCAUCCGACAGACCUUUGGGAAUCAAUGAAAUGGCCGUUGGGGAAAGAGGAAGAGGAGGAAGAGGAGCCUGAGGAGGAGAAGGAGGAGAAGGAUGAGGAGAAAAGGGAGGAGAAAGAGGAGAAUGCUUCUUCGUUAAAGGGUUCAAAACCACCAGGGAGCGUUUUGCCACAGAUGAACGCAAUGGUUCGAAGCCGCGAUCAUCCUGAUCGAAGUGAUGUGGUCCCGGGUUUGUUGACUGCAGCUGCUGAUUCUCCAGGAGCUGACUUUUACAGUAGCAAGAAUGCUGCUUGCCUUGGGGGGCUUGCGGCGGAGGAAACUGCGGCAGUAGCCUGCCCCGUGGCUAUUUCGGGAGUAGAAGAUGAUGAGAUGGAGACGAUGAUGAUGAGGGAUGGGUUGGGUGUGGACUCUGUGGAGGAGAAGAAGAACCAUGGUCAUCAUCAACUUGAAGGAAUGAACAGUGGUCGUGAUGCUCCUGCGAGUCACGCACCUGUCCAAGUUCAGGGAAUGGCUCACUGUGGAGACGGUGAUAAAUGUAUGCCCUUGGACACGUAUGGGCAUGCUCAUCUUUCAAUGAAAACUCAAGUUGAACUUGAAGGUCAGCUGAUGAGCUAUCGUACGGAAGCGAAGGAAUUCUCUACUCGAACGACUUGCCAAGGCAAAGAGAAGGUCGAGAAGGUCCUGGAGACUCAUGCAUUUCAAAAGCUGCUACCUUCAGCCGGUCGGGACAUUGUGAGCAAUGUGAGGAGUAUUCAAAGUGCAAGUGGGACUCUCAAGGAUGGUAGAAAGGUGCCCCCUUCACCGCCUUCAGCCGGCGAGGAGAUUGUCAGUAGAGUGAGUGUUGAAUGCCUAAGUGGGAAGAGUGGAAUCACUGGAAUGGCAAAGCGGACGUUGGCGUCACCGGGCGUGCAUGACAUGGAUACUCAGGCUGCUGUUCAUUAUGCCAAUCCUCUUCACAUCGGUGAUGGCAUGAGCAUGGCCAACACUGGUCACGUCAAGGCAGCUGUCGUAACGGAACAAGUCCAAGGAGUUGCUCCUCGCCAUCGUCCCACCACCAUUAAAUCUCAGACGGCGCUUAACAGGCGAAUGGGAUUCAAAAACAACCUCAGGCGGAAACAAUCUUCAAAUGCAGGAGAUGUCCGAGACGAUAAUGAUGACCACUCUAAUUCAGCGUCUGCGCAAAAUCCUAUGGCUGCUAUCAGUGCUAUGGCUGCUGAGAUCCUCGAGACGACUGAAGGCAACAAAGAAGAAUCUGAAGAACAAGAAGAAGAACAAGAACAGGAAGAGAGGCCCGAGAGGGAAGAUGAGAGGGAAGAGGAGAGGGAGGUGGAGACACUGGAGAGGAUAGCCGAGAGGGAGGAGGAGGAAAAAGGUGAAGCCCAUACCAUCCGCCAAACUGCAAUGAAGUCGAACGGUGUCCAUCGUUUUGUACACAGUGGUCCAGAUGCUCCUGAUCCUUUGUCAGAGCGUCUAAUAUGUGAGUCGGGUGGAGGAGGGCCAGGAGGCUGCGGUGUUGAUUCUGUUGAACCAAUGUUGCAAGAACCGCGUCUGGUUGACAAUGUGCUGUUAACAUCGGCUGGUGCGGCAAAGAUUGAUUGCCUGGAGCAGAACAGCAGAACCUGUUCUGAACUUCCCCAUCAGGCUGGGCACUGCCAAGAACACAUUAUGAACAUGGAACACAAGUCCCAGGUCCCACAAGUCCCACAAGUUACACGAGUCCCACAAGUCCCACAAAUUCUGGACAUGCCUUCUCAACUCCCAGAUCAGAUAAAGCUGGGAACAGUGGGAACAGUGGGAACAGUGGGAACAGCACCAGAGAACGAGAACACCGAAGGUGAGGUUCUGAAGAAUCUGCAUCUUGUCCGGAAUCAGCCUCAUGACCCUCAUCAGAUUGCGAACGUGCUCAUGCAGCCUGAUGAGGAAUGCCGACCACGAUCAUCAUCGCAGCAGCCGCAUCCACGUCAGGCGGAGAACUGUGGCCUGACCUGUAAGCCUCCUGCUGAUCUACCAGCUCCAGUCCCAGGUCCUUGUCAGGCGCAGGAGCAGGGACAUCUCCCUGCUCAUCAGCAACAUGGUCAACACGCUGACGUUCUCCACUACGAUCCUCCUCAGGCUGGGCAUCAUCAUCGCAUUCCUCAUUCGCACGAAGAGUCUCAGAGUUCCGAUGUCUUGUUAUCCUCGCAAGUGUCGCAUAGUCAGUCCUGUGGAAUAACGUUUUCGGUGCGCUCUCAGUGUCGUGCAAAGCGGAAACGAGAUGUCGUCAAGUUGGAUCAACUGAUCGAAGAGGCGAUGAUCAAAGAAAGGAAGCAGCAAGAGCAUCAGCAAGAACAGAACCGGGGGACUGCAUUGGAGCCGCUCUCGAGGCUGCUGUCGGCGCAAAUCUCCACCUAUGUCACGCAUUCAGAGUCGAGGGAAUGCUCGCUGGGGGAUCUGUGGGGCGCGUGCCGGAAAAGCUGCAGCCUUCCUUACGCCAACACCUCUCCUCAGCGAUACUUCAUUGCUCUACUGAAUCUCGCUCACCACCAGAACAUCAAAGCUGACCAGCAAGGUCUAGGGAGGAGUGAAACAGUCUCUUCUUCUUCUUCUUCUUCUCUGGCAGUGAAUGAAGCUGGAGAAGGGACUGGGCAAAUCCGGCUACAGGGGUCUGAAGCGGGGACUGCUGCUCACUGCGACCUGAUUGAUGUCCGGGUUGUACAGUUUCUGCAGCAAAGAGGGAGGCACAGCCGCCACAGCGGCAGCAGCAGAUGACUCAGGAGGCCCAUUAAAUUAACCCUAGUGGAACGAGCCCAAAAAUGGAUUGCUGGAAUUCA